GAAUUCUGUUAAUGAUUCACGAAAUAUAUUUAUUUUUUACAUUAACUAUAUUUAAAAAUUCCUAUAAUUUUAAUAAUAAUCUUCCAAAAUUAUAGAUUUGAAAUGAUAGAAGAAAAGAAGUCAUGAAGAAAAAUGUAAAAAGUUUUUAUAGCAAACGGAUAAAAUCUGAAACUUUCUCAGAUAAUUCCAGGAGUUCUUUGGAGACAGAUUCUGAGACUGAUUCUUGGAGUGACAACUUAGAUCAUUAUAGUUCAAGUUCAGAGACAUCUGAUCAGUUAAGUGAUUGCGAUGAUGCUGGCCAACCUAUGCAGUGGAAAACAGAUGAUGAUGCUGAAUUUAAAAGUGAAAUAACUACUGAUAUAGGAUGGACAGAUGUUACAAAAACUAAUAGAAGAAAAAUUAUUCUUAAUAAAAAACCUAGUAUAAAUUCUAAACUUCCUUCUAAUCCAACACCAAUAGAUUGCUUUAGGCUUUUUUUAACUGAUGAUGUGUUGAAAUAUAUUGUAGAAGAAACAAACAAAAAUGCAGAUUGUAUUCUGUUGAAUGAUGAAACUAGUCAAGAAAAUGAUCCAUCUCAGAAACACACAUCAAAAGAAGAAAUAGAAAUAUUUAUUGGUCUCCUUCUAUGGAUGAAUUUGGUGGAAUUUCCAAGUUUAGAUUACUAUUGGAGCAGUGAUAUACUAUAUAAAAGCAAUAUUUCAAAUAUUAUGAAUAAAAAUAGGUUUGAGACCAUAUUCAGGUUUUGGCCCUUGUCAAAAAAAGAACAUGAAUUAGAAGAUGAUCACAGUUAUAAAGUAAGGUAUAUAAUAAGUAUACUUGUUCAAAAGUUCAAAGAAAUUAGGAUACCAGGGACUGUUCUAACUAUUUGUAAAUAUAAUUUGCCAAUAAGAUAUUCCAAUCCACAGAAGAAACACAUUAAAAUUUUUAAAUUGUGUAGUGCUGAUAGUUAUACUUAUAACCUGAUGCUCUAUGAAGGAAAACAAAAUUUUGAUCCAACAGAAAUUGUUUUGAAAAUUUGUGAAGAUUAUUUAGAUAAUGGUAGGGUUCUUGCUACCGAUGAAUUUUUUACAUCUGUAUAUUUAGCUGAUAGUCUCUUAAAAAGAAAUACUCAUUUGGUUGGGACUCUUGAACCAAACAGAAAAGGAAUUCCUUAUGAAGUGGUUUGUAAUGAGCUUAAAAGAGGGCAAAUAUAUGGUAAAAUAAAUGAAAAUGGUGUGAUAAUUGCAAAGUGGAAAGAUAAGAAAGAUUUCCUGAUGUUAUCAACAUACCAUAACUUAGAUAUUGUUAAAAUAGAAAAGAGAAAUAGAAAUGGGGAAUAUGUUGUAAAACCAAAAAUUGUUAUGGAUUAUAAAGCAGGAAUAGUUAAAGCAAAUAUAUCACAUCAGAUACCAAGUUUUAUACCCCUCUUACAAGAAUUUCUUAAUUGGUAUCAUAAAGUGGCAUUGGAAGUCAUUUUUGAAAGUUCAGUGAUUAAUGCUUAUGUUAUUCACAAAGAGAAUAAUCCUGGUUUAAUAAUGACCAUGAAAAAAUUCAAAGAACAUUUGAUAAAAGCAAUGUUGAAAAUUGAUGAAUAUGAUGAAAAUAAACAAGUGAAAUCUGAAAAACUUGAACACAAAUUUGAAAAAACUACACUUGUGACUGCAAGUAACAGAAGAAUCAGGAAACGAUGUAUACACUGCUAUGCAAAUAUUAAGAGAGUUAAUGGAAGUAAAUAUGCUGCAUAUGCAGCAAAAAAAGUUUCCACAUUCUGUUCAAUCUGUCCUGACAAACCUUUUAUUUGCAAGGAAUGUUUUUCGUUUCAUGUAGAUACAUGUUAGUUUUAUAAUUAUUAAAUGAAAGGAAGAGAAAACUUGCCAAGUCAAUUAAAAAGAAAGAUUUGUCUGUAAUUUAUGCUGAAAUUUUAUAUUGAAUUACACAAAUUAUUUUCUAUUAAAAGCUGUGAGAAUGAAUGCUAUUUCAAAAAUGAAGAUAUUUUUGCCAGAUAUUAUUUAAAAAGACUAGAAAAUCAAAGGAUUUGAUUUAAAAAAAAUCAUGUUUUCCAGGAGUAUUUGGCAUUAAUGUUCCAGAAAUGAUUCAGGAGUUUGUAAGAUUGAAUAUCAUGAAGAUAUAAGGAUUGGAAGUUUAAUAGUGGCAACUCUGAAAUUACAAUAUGUACAAAAAACAUACAUGUUUCAGAUUUUCACUGCCCUACAGAAUAGUCACUAGCAAUGUGGAAGGUGCCAGAUGCCAUCAGCAGAACCUGUUUGGUUGAUUGCCUGAAUAGAGUGGUCUACUGCCUGAAGAAUAUCUGGAAUAGUUCUGAACCAUCCACUGCACAGAUGGUUCAGAACUAUUCCAUCUAGGGAUCAAGUCAAAGACACAUGGUCUUAAUUCUGGAGAAUACAGUGGAUUGUAGAGAACUUCCCAGCCCCAGUGACUUAACAAUGUGAUCACACAUUGUGCAACAUGCACUUGAGCAUUAUCAUUCAAGAUGAUGGGUGGGUUCUGCAGAAAGUGUUUCUGCUUUACUCUCAAAGCUGGUCGUACAUUGUUCUGAAAAUGUAGACUGCUGUAUGUUUACAGUCUGGCCUGGAGUUUGGCAUUCACUUGUUGUUUACUUGCAUAGAGACAACCCAAAUGAGGCUUGUUUCUUGUUUUUGCAUCCUGCAAUAAAGGCUUUUACCCAUCUUGCAAUUGUUCUAUGUGAUAAUGCAGAUUUCCCACAAGCCUCUAAGAAUCCUUGGCAACAGUCAUGCAGUAUGACCUCUGGCACUUUCAAUCUUUGUCCAACUUUGCUGCUCCAAUUUUGAGAACAUCAUGAUUAGACCAAGUGGUAGCAACAGGUCUUACUCUUGUCACUUCACAGGCACAUGGAGUUGGAUGGUAAAGUCCAUUUGCUCUCAUGUAAGGUAGGUAAGUAAUCAACAUCUGAUGUAGGUGGCAUUAGCUGUGCAUUGAGUUUGGUUUCUAUAGCACUGUUGCCACUAUUAAAUUUCCAACCCAGAUAUUUCAUUCUGAUGUGAUUUUUCUACAAAACUUGUUGUUUGUACUUUCAGAAUGUAAUUCUUUUUUCAUAAGGAAAAAAUUUCAGUUAUACUUUUGGCAUAUUGGAAAUUUCAAGAAGUGAGCAGUUAUGAACAUUUAUCUAUAUUUUUGCUCUUUGUGUUGUAAUUUGAAAAAUAUAAAUUUCAUUACUAAUACAUAUUAAUGUAAAAAAAGGGUAAAAAAUUGACGUAAUUUUUUAAAUGCAAAAUUAUGAGAAACCAAUUGAAAUUGUCCAGUUAUCUAAGAAAUAUUUGAGUGUUUACCCUUUGUAUUCCAGUACUAGUGCCUUAAUGAAUUGAAAUAUUCCAUGGAAAAUUGAAAUAUAUGUAAUUUGAUAUCGUUAAUGAUAUUAAAAUGAUCAUUCAUAUAAGUGUAAAAUAUAAGUAAAGACUUAAAAUAGAGAUCUGUAAAUAGAAAAAUC
Messenger RNA from Centruroides sculpturatus (bark scorpion), 3445 nucleotides. RefSeq names its product piggyBac transposable element-derived protein 4-like. NCBI's taxonomy places the organism in Eukaryota, Metazoa, Arthropoda, Arachnida, Scorpiones, Buthidae. The record is from RefSeq and is a predicted model, not a curated record. The transcript is spliced from 2 exons. The coding region runs from base 123 to 1817 and encodes 564 amino acids.